AUGAAUCCACCAAGUAUUUUGCUCCGAGUUGCGUCCUUGUUGGUCCUGGUGUGCGUGGUGUCCGCCGUCCCACAAGGAUACGGCUCCGGGGGCGACGGCGGGCUGGGAGUCGAUCUCGGUGGCGCAGGAGGCCACGGCGGCAGCGGCGUUGGAGGCGGCAGUGUGCUUCCUUUCGUCUUUGUCGGCAAGGGUGUGCUUCCUGAAAGUGCCAUCGGUGGUGGUGCCUCUGGUGGCGCUGCUGGAGGAGUCGUUGGUGAGGAAUACAGUGUACCAAGUGCUGAUGUUGUUGGUGUCGACGCUGAUGUUGCCGGAAGCUUAGAUGGUGGUGUUUCUGGAGGCGCUGCUAAUGCUGCCAUCGGCGAGGAAUACACCGCCCCGGCUGUAGUCCCCGAAGUCUCUCCUGUCAGCCCCCCUGGAAGCGAAUAUGCUGCACCACACUGA
Molecule: messenger RNA, 441 nt
Organism: Penaeus indicus
Lineage: Eukaryota; Metazoa; Arthropoda; Malacostraca; Decapoda; Penaeidae
Exons: 2
Coding region: 1-441 (146 amino acids)
Source: RefSeq, a predicted model, not a curated record